AUGGCCACCAGCCACCGCAUCCCGAAAUUCGUUCCGGCAGAGCCGACCAAGGAGAAGCUGGACUGGAUCGAACUCGUCAACGUCGACUUUGCCAAGUACGAUGACCCCAGCACAAGGAAAGAGCUGGCGCAGGACCUGCUCAAGGCAGUUACCGAGCAUGGCUUCCUUACCAUUUCCAAUCACGGCAUCUCGGACGAGCUGUACGAGUCUCAGAUGAGCCUCGCCCAUGCGGUCAUGACUCUGUCUCCGGAGGAGAAGCAGCCGUAUGAAGCAUCGCCAGAAGAGGAUGCGAGUGGUCUGUACGUCGGCUUCAAGCCGUCGGGGGAGCGUGGCAUCAAAGGCGGCUUCCACAAAACCCUGGACCACUACAACGUCCUCGUGCACGACCCCCAGAACCACAAGCACCCCGACAUCCUGGAGCCGCACAUGGACGAAGUGAACCAAACCAUGCACAUCAUCCGCAACAACGUGCUGAAGAAGCUCCUCGUUCUCGUCGCCAUGAUCCUCGAAGUUCCCGAGGAAGCCGUGCUGCGCACCCACGCCUUCGGCAAAGACAGCACCGAAUACCUGCGCUACAUGAUAUACAACCCGCGGACCGAAGAAGACAACCAGCGCUACCGUGACCUCUACCUCGCCGGCCACACCGACUGGGGCACCUUCACUUUCCUCUUCUCUCAACCCAUCGCCGCCCUUCAGAUCCUCGACAACAACGGCGCGUGGAAAUGGGUGCAGUACCUCCCCAACGCGCUCGUCGUCAACGUCGGCGAGGCACUCGAGCUGCUCACUGGAGGCUUCUUCAAGGCGACCAUCCACCGCGUCGUCAAGCCACCGCAAGACCAGGCCAUGAAGAAGCGCGUCGGUGUCAUCUACUUCUCGCGGCCGGUCAACGAUGUCCCGCUGCAGCCGAUUGAGUCGCCGCUGCUGAAGAGGCUCGGCGCGGACAAGCCGCUGGAUCCGGUGGUGUACACGAUGCCCGAGUAUUUGAAUGCGAGAAAGCACGGGUAUAAGAGGCUGGACUUCGAUAGUGAUAGGCCGCGCCAGCUGGGGCUGCACGAAGAUCCGUUCCAUGGGGAGUAUAAUGAUCCGCAGGGGUUCAAGGCGUUAGGGAAGGAGGCGAUCCAGCCGUCAGGGGUGGCUGUUUGA
Diplodia corticola is the source of this 1143-nucleotide messenger RNA. RefSeq names its product clavaminate synthase-like protein. NCBI's taxonomy places the organism in Eukaryota, Fungi, Ascomycota, Dothideomycetes, Botryosphaeriales, Botryosphaeriaceae. Bases 1 to 1143 code for a protein of 380 amino acids. Gene Ontology annotation, molecular function: dioxygenase activity. The transcript is spliced from 3 exons. The record is from RefSeq and is a predicted model, not a curated record.